This is a messenger RNA of Arachis duranensis, 4501 nucleotides long. RefSeq names its product disease resistance protein Roq1-like. Gene Ontology annotation, biological process: defense response; signal transduction. Bases 158 to 4120 code for a protein of 1320 amino acids. NCBI's taxonomy places the organism in Eukaryota, Viridiplantae, Streptophyta, Magnoliopsida, Fabales, Fabaceae. The record is from RefSeq and is a predicted model, not a curated record. Gene Ontology annotation, molecular function: ADP binding. The transcript has 4 exons.
UCAUUUACAUUUGUGGGCAUGUAUUCGCACCCAGCAGCUUCCGCUUACUUUCCUUUCUCUCUUCACAAACAAUUUGUUAUUAAUUAAUUAACAGUUUAGUGUUAACCACAUACAUACGCACAUACACCACAAUUCACUUCUCUUCAACCUUCAAACUAUGGCAUCCGCCUCUUCUUCCGCUUCAAUCCCACCACGACGAUCAUGCACCUAUCACGUGUUCUUGAGUUUCAGAGGAGAAGACACUCGCACUGGCUUCACUGGCCAUCUCUAUGCGGCCCUCAACAGGAAGGGAAUCACAACCUACAAAGAUGACAAAAACCUUCGCAAAGGCCAUGUUAUUUCAAAAGAACUCCUCAAAGCAAUUGAAGAGUCCAUGUUUGCAGUCAUUGUUUUCUCACGGGACUACGCUUUCUCCAGUUGGUGCUUGGACGAGCUCCAAAAGAUCAUUGAGUGUCAGAACCAGGUGGGACUACAGAUCAAGGCAGUAUUCUACGGUGUGGAGCCUUGUGAUGUGAGGCACCAAAGAGGAACCUUUGAGGAAGCUUUCAAGAAACACGAAGAGCGACAUGACCGUGAGAAAGUCAAGAGAUGGAGAGAGGCGCUAACACAAGUUGCUGCUCAUUCUGGUUGGACCUCCAAAAAUAAGGACGAAGCAGUACUUGUGGAAAAUAUUGCUCAACAUAUAUUUGAAAUAUUGAUUCCUAAGUUGCCAUCUUCAAUGAAGAAUCUUGUGGGAAUUAAUUCAAGAGUGAAACAAGUGAUUACUCUCCUAGGCCUUGGAUUGAAUGAUGUUCGCUUUAUAGGCAUAUGGGGAAUGGGUGGCAUGGGUAAGACCACUAUUGCUAGAGCUGUCUUUGAAACCAUUCGAUGUAGAUUUGAAGUUACUUGCUUUCUUGCCGAUGUAAGGGAGAACUGUGAGAAAAAAGAUAUUACUCACUUGCAAAAGCAACUUCUUGAUCAAAUGAAUAUAAGUUCAAAUGCUGUUCAUAACAAGUAUGAUGGGAGGACAGUAAUUCAAAACUCUUUACAUCUGAAAAAGGUACUUCUUGUUGUUGAUGAUGUAAAUCAUGAAAAACAAUUAGAGGAUUUGGCUGGGGAGCGAGAUUGGUUUGGUCCUGGAAGCAGAAUAAUAAUUACAACUAGAGACGUAGAGGUGCUAAAGGGACCAGAGGUGCAUGAAACUUAUAAGGUUGAAGGGUUAGUGGAAAGUGAAGCCCUUAACCUCUUUUGUCUGAAAGCCUUUAAACAGCAGGAGCCUACAGAAGGGUUUUUGGAUUUGUCUGAAGAAGUGGUCAAGUACAGUGGUGGUCUUCCAUUGGCACUCAAAGUGUUGGGUCCCUAUCUUAAUGGUAGACCUACUAUUGCGGUUUGGUAUAGUGCUAUUGAAAGAAUAAAGAAGUCUUCACAUUCUGAAAUUAUUGAUGUAUUGAAAAUAAGCUAUGAGGGUUUAGAAGAUACAGAAAAGGAUAUUUUUCUAGAUAUUGCUUGUUUCUUUAAAGGAUGGGAGAAACAUCAUGUAACAGAGAUAUUAAAAAGAUGUGGUCAUGAUGCUGAAAUCGGUAUUGAUAUUUUGAUUAAUAGAUCAUUGAUCACUAUAGACAAAUAUGAUUAUGAUUAUUGGUUGGGGAUGCAUGAUCUGCUUGAAGAAAUGGGCAAACGAAUUGUAAUUCAGGAAUCUCAGAAUGAUGUUUGUAAGCGUAGCAGAUUGUGGUGUUUGGAGGAUGUUGAAUUUGUACUUACUCAAAAGAAAAAAACUAAAGCAACUCAUGGCAUCGUUUUACAUAAGAAGUAUAGUGAGACUGAAGUGAAUCGGAGAGAUUUAUCUUUCUCAAAAAUGUGCCAGUUAAAGCUUCUCAUUUUAGAUGGCGUGAAAGCUCCCAUUCUCUGCGAUAUUCCUUGUACAUUAAAGGUAUUUCGCUGGAGAUAUUGUCCACUGAAAACUCUGCCCCUUACAGAUCAUCAACGCUAUGAACUUGUUGAAAUUAAUCUGUCUUAUAGCAAAAUUGUAGAGUUAUGGGAUGGAAAGAAGGUUCUAAAAAAGUUAGAGCACUUGUUUCUGUCAUGGUGCAAUCUGACGCAAACGCCAGAUCUUUUUGGGGCUCCCAAUCUUAAAAAACUUGAUCUUUCGGGAUGCGUGAAGCUGGAUUAUAUUCACCCGUCUCUCGUACACCACAAGAGGCUUGUUGAAUUGAAUUUAAGUUACUGUAGAAGUCUUGAAACACUUGGAGAAAAAUUGGAGAUGAGUUUACUGGAAAAACUAGAUCUAUAUGAGUGCAGUAGUUUGAGAAGACUGCCAGAUCUUUCUGGGGCUCCCAAUCUUAAAAAACUUGAUCUUUGGCAAUGCGUGAAGCUGGAUUAUAUUCACCCGUCUCUCGCACACCACAAGAGGCUUGUUGAAUUGAAUUUAGGUGAAUGUAGGAGUCUUGAAACACUUGGAGAUAAAUUGGAGAUGAGUUUGCUGGAGAAACUAGAUCUAAGGUUCUGCAGUAGUUUGAGAAGACUGCCAGAUCUUUCGGGGGCUCCCAAUCUUAAAAAACUUGAUCUCGAGAAAUUCGAGGAGCUGGAUUAUAUUCACCCGUCUCUCGCACACCACAAGAGGCUUGUUGAAUUGAAUUUAGGUGAAUGUAAGAGUCUUGAAACACUUGGACAAAAAUUGGAGAUGAGUUUACUGGAAAAACUAGAUCUAUUUGAGUGCAGUAGUUUGAGAGGACUGCCAGAUCUUUCUGGGGCUCCCAAUCUUAAAAAACUUAGUCUUUGGAAUUGCAAGAAGCUGGAUUAUAUUCACCCGUCUUUGGCACACCACAAGAGGAUUGUUGAAUUGAAUUUAAGACAAUGUGGGAGACUUGAAACACUUGGAGAUAAAUUGGAGAUGAGUUCACUCGAGAAACUAGAUCUAUACUCCUGCAGUAGUCUGAGAAGACUGCCAGAAUUUGGGGAAUGCAUGAAACAGUUAUCGAUUCUUAAUCUGACAGGUACAGGUAUAGAAGAGCUAUCCCCAACGCUUGGAAAUUUGGCUGGCGUGUCUGAGUUGUACUUAACUUGGUGCUACAAGAUUACUGGUCUUCUCUUAUCACUCGGAUGUUUCGUUGGCCUAAAAAAGUUGGUGUUAGGUAGUCUUCCAGAGAAAACUGAUGGGUUAGAGUCCCUCACAGUCAGAGCUGAUUAUGAUGAUUCUGACAGCUCAUCUUUGAGUAGCCUGACCCUUUCCUCGGAUAUUGGCUCAUCUAGAGAAGAGUCGACCCUUUCCAAUGAUAUUGGCCACUUAGCGUCGUUGACGGAUUUGGAUUUAUCUGAGAGCAGUUUUUUAAGAGUUCCAAUAACUAUCCAUCAACUUCCCAGACUUACACGUCUGGAUCUAUCUUAUUGCAAACAAUUGGAGGUUUUACCAGAGCUUCCAUCAAGUCUACGAGAAUUAGACGCACGGGAUUGUUAUUCACUAGAUGCAUCAAAUGUUGAUGAUGUCAUAUCAAAGGCGUGUUGUGGCUUUGCAGAAUCAUCGAGCCAAGAUCGUGAAGACGUCUUGCAAAUGUUGAUCCAUGGGAAGGAAAUUCCAGCAUGGUUUGAGCAUCAGGAAGAAGGUAGUAUUGUAUCAGUGUCAUUCCCGCAGAAUUGCCCUUCAAUUGAAACCAUCGCACUUGCUCUCUGUUUCCUAAUUGAAAUUGAAGAAGAUAUUGACGCAGAAAAUCCAUCGGUGAUCUGCAACGGUAAAGAAUUCAUCAACGCGAGUUUAGACGUGUUCGAUUGUUCAGAUCAUUUGUUCAUUGUGUGCGUGAACGGUUACUAUUUUAGUAAGCUGUUAUGCCAACACAAUCGCUUCCAAUUGGUAAGUUCACAUUAUCAUUAUCAUCUUGAUAUAGGACGUAGAUAUGGAGCACAUUGGGUGACUAAGCAAGACGUUGAAGGUUUCAAGAAAACAAAAUCAAAAACUGGGAAAAGGAAAGCAACUAUGGACAUCAUCUCACAUUCUUCACCUUCUACUUCUGGGAAUAAGAUGCUCGUCGUUGCCCCUCCACAGUAUGAACAAGAGGAAGAGCCAACCGCCACAGCAGAGGGCCCUAUCCGCCAUUUGGCAUCUCGCAAAAGCUCUCACCCACCCCCCUUUGCAUCCCAGUUCUCAUAGCUCAUGACAGGUUUCUCAAUAUAUUAAAUGUAUGGUUCCCCAGAUUUGAAGCUUUUCACAUAGCUCAUUGCAUCCAUCCAACUGCCAUGUGAUACCCAGAAACUUAAAAGGAUAUUAGUUCCCUGAGGAAUUAAAGUGAUCUCGAUUUUCGGGUCUGUAAACUUGAAACAUCAGCAAGGAGUAAAUUCACUCCAUGUCAAUCUGCAUCUGGUGUUGUGUAAAUUUGAGUUUGAUGUAACCAUGUAUGGGACUAUUUGGAUUCAUAAAUUAUGAAAUUGUUUGUAUGUUAAUAUUCUAGAAAAAUGAUGUCAAACUAAAACCCUUUUUACCUUUUUUGUUAUGUUCCUUAUGAGAGAUUUUAUUUUCUAAGAAGCAAAAGAG